AUGGCUCGCGCUCUGAGUGAAAUCAGGACCCACCUCCAGAUCCGGAGCCUCGAGUUCCGACAGUGCCUCGCAGAGUUUCUGGGUGUAUUUGUGCUGCUGCUCCUCACUCAGGGUUCUGUGGCCCAGUCUGUCACCAGUGAAGAAGACAAAGGCAACUUCCUUACAAUGCUUCUGGCCAGCUCUCUGGCUGUUACAAUAGCUAUCUACAUGGCAGGCAAUGUCUCAGGAGCCCACCUAAACCCAGCCUUCUCUCUGGCCAUGUGCUUGGUAGGACGCAUGCCCUGGGCCAAGCUCCCCAUCUACUGCUUUGUGCAACUGUUGUCUGCUUUCUGUGCCUCAGGAGCGACCUACAUUCUCUACCACGAUGCCCUCCAGCACUACACAGGUGGGAACCUGACAGUGACUGGUCCCAAAGAGACAGCCUCCAUUUUUGCCACCUAUCCUUCCCCCUAUCUGUCCCUGAACAAUGGCUUCUUGGAUCAGGUUCUGGGCACCUGGAUGCUGAUUGUGGGGCUGUUCGCCAUCCUAGACAGGCGCAAUAAAGGAGUGCCUGCAGGUCUGGAGCCCAUGGUGGUGGGACUGCUGGUCCUUGUCAUCGGACUAGCCAUGGGUUCUAACUGUGGCUCUCCACUCAACCCUGCCCGGGACCUGGGCCCAGGGCUCUUCACCUACUUGGCUGGCUGGGGCCCUGAAGUCUUCAGUGCUGGUAAUGGCUGGUGGUGGGUACCUGUGGUGGCUCCUAUGAUGGGGGCCACCCUCGGCACAGCCACAUACCAGCUCCCGGUGGCUCUGCACCACCCUGAGGAUCCAGAGCCCGUUCCAAAGGUGGCAGCGGCUCAGCUCAGGGCUUCAGUCUCGGGAACUCUGGCUCAGCUGGAGUGCUUCCAAAAUAAAGAAACAGCAUCCCGGCGCUCUCCAACCUCGCCGAAGGCCUGCGUGUCCGAGGCUGGAGCGUGGGACCCUCCCCUCAGCACCAAAAUGGCGCACGCCGCGCCCCUCACUCCCCAAAGCCCCUCCCGCCCCCCGCCCGCGGCCGCCGCCGUCACUUCCGCCCCGCGGCCGAAACUGACACAAAGUAGCGGGCCGGGGCCCGGGUGGGGAGAAGCCGGGCCGCCGCUGGGGGGCGGGAGCCUGCGGGCAGCGGAGCCGAGCGCCCCCGCCCCAGCCCCCGGCAUGGGCUGGACGGGGCCGCCGGGCGGAGCGCCGAGCGCCGCGCGCUGA
This is a messenger RNA of Microtus oregoni (creeping vole), 1221 nucleotides long. It is a transcript of the gene Aqp10, whose product is annotated as aquaporin 10. NCBI's taxonomy places the organism in Eukaryota, Metazoa, Chordata, Mammalia, Rodentia, Cricetidae. The record is from RefSeq and is a predicted model, not a curated record. Gene Ontology annotation, biological process: water transport; glycerol transmembrane transport. The transcript is spliced from 7 exons. The coding region runs from base 1 to 1221 and encodes 406 amino acids. Gene Ontology annotation, cellular component: basolateral plasma membrane; plasma membrane. Gene Ontology annotation, molecular function: glycerol channel activity; water channel activity; urea transmembrane transporter activity.